UGCGCAAUGAAGUGACGUCACACACCAGAGAAGAAGUCGAGGCUUCGGGCGACUUUUCAAGGAAGUUGAAAGUUUGACUUUAAAUUGGGUUAUUUUGCUAUUUUCCGAGUAAAAGAUAAUUGAAAUAUGGACUUGCCGGAUUGAAAGGAACGCAGCAUCGAUUCAUUAAUGUUACGACUCAAAAUGGCGGAAUAUAAGAACAAGAAUGGCAAAGAUGGUGGAUUAUUUUUAAAUUGAACACAAUCAACGAUGUUUCUGAUACUUGUUUAUCACGUAUUUGGCAUAUUUAAUAUUCUCGCCUUCGCACACUCAUGUGGCCCGAGUGAAUAUAUGUCUGCUGGUGGAGAAUGCUGCCCAAUGUGUAAUAUAGGGUCAGUGGUUUUCCAUGACUGCACUGGGGAUUUCAGUACCACUUGCAAACCCUGUAGUCAAGGAACAUAUAUGAGUGAACCAAAUGGCCUUUAUCAAUGUUUUCCCUGCAAAAACUGUGAUCAAAGUCAAGGACUGUACACCCAGAGCAAAUGUACCACAAUGAGAAACAGCAUCUGUGAUGUGCUUGAUGGAUAUUACUGCAUUGAAUACCACAAUUCAGAGUGCAUUUAUACUCAAAAGCAUAGUGUAUGUAAACCAGGACAAGAAACAAAAUUAGGCACAAAGAGAGCAGAUACAGUGUGUGUAGACUGCAAUUCUGGGUUUUAUUCUCCAUCAGGUUUGAACUGCACCAAAUGGACAGACUGUGCCACCAGAAAUGAGAUUCAGACAGCAGAUGGCAGUUCUAUUAAAGAUGUCACAUGUACACAGAAAAGGGGAAGAUAUGGCCUUAUAGCAGCUUUUCUUGCAGCUGUUCCAAGUGUCCUGGCCUUAUUCCAAUACAGUUCUUCAGAACUUACACAGCUUAAUACAGGUCCUGAAUUUAAAUUUCCUGUUGAAGAAACAAGAUCUACAUUUAGAACAUCACAGCACAUACCGGAGGAAAACAUAGAAGGAGAGUAACUAACAGAUGGGAUUCUCAUUUCAGUCUCUUAUCCCUCCACUGGUCACUCCAUCAUUAAUCAUUUUUAAUGAUAGGAUAGGAGUGGAUUGUGCUGAGUUUGUAAUCUUCUUUGAUUGAUGUGACCUUCACGUGGUGGAGAAGCAUCAGUACCUCAAAGACUCUGUGCUUGAGAUCUGUGCUAGUAGAAGGCUCACCUCAAGUAUAUUCAACAAAACCAGAUUAAUCCCAAAUGCAAAUGUGGGCAAAAAACUAGGAUGUAAUCAAGUACUCGAUCAGCUUUAAAUAUUGGACAGAUAAAAACACUAUUCGAAUAUUGCUAUUUGAUUUUCCUUUGUGCCUUUGCCUGCAGUAGGCAACAACAAAAUUGUUUUCUCAUGUAUAUCAUGCUGUUACAACUGUUUGUUGCAACAAAGCAUUGAUUGACGCUUUGGAUGCAUGAUGUUCUUAAAGGAAUACUCCAAUCACUCAAAAAGAGAAAUUCUGUCAAUAUCUAAAGUUAGUGUAUCACUGCAGAAGACUUGGAAUGUGUGAAUCUAUUUGUAUGUUUUAUUUUAUUUUAUUUUUUUUUAUAUAUAUUUUUCAUUUUUUAAUCUAGAUAAGAAUUAUGCAUUGUGUUCAUUUUUCCAUAAUGAAAACAGGUUCAAUUAAUUCAGUUAAUACAAAAUUUCAAGUGAUUGAUUACUUUUUUCCUUCUUUUUUUUAUGUGUUAGAGCACUCAACUACAAAAUUACUUUUUAAUUAAACCCUACUAAAAACAACAGACCUCCAAUGACAUCAGUAGUAUUGUAAAAAGACACUCCUGACACUAAAACAAAUACACUGCAUUUGAAAUUUGAAACACUAUGUACGGCCAGCUACAUAAAUAUAAACGUAUGUGAUUUUCUGUUCAGCAGUAUAAAAUGGAUGCAAUUUUAAAUUAUUCAGAAAACAGUAUACACAUCAGUUACAUGGCCUACAACCUGCUUAAACUCGAGAUGCAAUUUUUAUUGGCUGAAAUUAAAAUUAUGAGUUAAAAAACUAUAUCCAGUGGUACGGGAUGUCCUUGGGAUGGACACAAGCAAUUGGGGAGCCAUAUCACCCUGUAGCUCAGCUCUAGACUGGUUGCCCAUUAAAGCUAAGCAGGGUUGAGGUCGGUCAGUACUUGGAUGGGAGACCUCUUGGAGAAAACUAAGGUUGCUGUUGGAAGUGGUGUUAGUGAGGCUAUCAGGGGGUGCUCACCCUGCAGUCUUUGUGGAUCCAAACAGAGGGUCAGGAAUUAGCUGGUUAGCAGGUCCCUGCUGGUAGAUGCUGGAAUUACCACCUGAUGGUAAAAAUCAUGUUUCUCCAUAGACAGCCAUUCAAAAGUAGCCAUGUUUCAUGAUGAAAUAAAACAAUUUCCAAGAACCAUUUAAAUUAUUAUUACAUUAUAGCACAUUGUCAUCCGGUGACGGAUUGUUUUUGAAGGGCUGUUUAAAGCGUGAAAUGUAUUUAUAUUUUUCCCUAUCUAUUCCCACUGACAAGUUAUGAGUGUCGUGACACCCAAUCCCAGAACUGGGCACCCAUGAGCAAAGAUAGCAGCCUCUGUUUCGCUAGCUUUCUGGGAACACUGCGCUAGCUGAGCACAGUCAUAGAGAUGAAUGGGGAUGCUAACGGAUAGGUCUCUCUAUUUUAUAGCUCCAUGGUCCUAAUGCCCCAUAGUGAUAGGGACACUAUACUGUAAAAAGGCACCGUCUUUAGGAUGAGACGUUAAACCGAGGUCUUGACUCUGGUCGUUAAAAAUCCCAGGACACUUUUCUUAAAGAGUGGGGGUGUAACUCCGGUGUCCUGGCCAAAUUCCCCCCACUGGCCCUUAUCAAUCAUGGCCUCCUAAUAAUCCCCUCCAUUAACUGGCUCUAUCACUCUACUCUCUCCUCUCCACCAAUAGUUGGUGUGGUGAGCGUUCUGGUACACUUUGGCUGCUGUCGCAUCAUCCAGGUGGAUGCUGCAAACUGGUGGUGAUUGAGGAGCUAUAAGUAUAAUAAAUGUAAUGCUAGUUAAUAAUGCAUUCAUUAAUGUUGAUUAACACAUUUAAUUUAAAAAUGUAUGUUAAAAUUAACAUUAACCAUCAUUAAGUUCUGUAAAAUAUGGUUCAUUGUAAAUUCAUUUUAACUACCAAAACUGACUAAUGUUAAUGAAGACAUUACAACAUUAUUGUAAAGUUUGUAAAGAUUAUUCUCAACACUAGAAGAUCUAAUAAUAAGAGUUAAUGUGGGAAACUUAAUACUUUUUCUGCAUGGCAAAUAUUAUAUCCACAAACUGUCAUUUGUAAUGUCACCUAUUCUAUUUUUAUUCAUUCUUUGCAUUGGAAAGCCCCUAAAUUUGGAUCGUAUUGUAAUUUCAUUUGCCCUCUCAAAAUGUAAUCGUUGAGAAAAAAAUAUUCCUUUUCCCCAUUCUGUUUUUUUAUAUACAAAGAUUUUGUAAUUCCUUACUAUUUUGUUUGUUUAACUGUAAUUUUGUCAAUAAUUCAUUUAUUGUUGCCGUGCUGAAAAUUCAAUAAAAAUCUAAACUAAG
Molecule: messenger RNA, 3523 nt
Organism: Myxocyprinus asiaticus (Chinese sucker)
Lineage: Eukaryota; Metazoa; Chordata; Actinopteri; Cypriniformes; Catostomidae
Product: tumor necrosis factor receptor superfamily member 14-like
Exons: 9
Coding region: 250-993 (247 amino acids)
Biological process (GO): positive regulation of T cell migration; defense response to Gram-positive bacterium; negative regulation of alpha-beta T cell proliferation
Cellular component (GO): external side of plasma membrane
Molecular function (GO): protein binding
Source: RefSeq, a predicted model, not a curated record